This is a messenger RNA of Hibiscus syriacus, 1135 nucleotides long. RefSeq names its product copper chaperone for superoxide dismutase, chloroplastic/cytosolic-like. The coding region runs from base 215 to 970 and encodes 251 amino acids. NCBI's taxonomy places the organism in Eukaryota, Viridiplantae, Streptophyta, Magnoliopsida, Malvales, Malvaceae. Gene Ontology annotation, molecular function: superoxide dismutase activity; copper ion binding. Gene Ontology annotation, biological process: removal of superoxide radicals. The transcript has 6 exons. The record is from RefSeq and is a predicted model, not a curated record.
UCACGUCUCUGGACAACCCACACCUUCACCUAACCAUUUGGUCCAUCUCAGUAAAAGAAGCACCGUACUAAAGCAAUGGCAUUUUAAGGUCGCUGACCCCAGCAACUGCCAUAGCCGCUGCCUCUGCUCUUCCAGCGGCCUUCUCUUUCUCUUCUUCUUCUUCUUCUUCUUCUUCUUCUUCUUCUUCUUCACACCUUCUCCCACUGCUCUUAACAUGGAUUCUCCCCCUUCUUAUCACAACCCAUCUCAGGAAAGCGGGUCCUUGCCUGACGUUCUUACUGAGUAUAUGGUUGACAUGAAGUGUGAAGGUUGUGUUAACGCGGUCAAGAAUAAGUUACAAACAAUUGAUGGAGUCAAAAGUGUGGAAGUGGACUUGAGCAAUCAAGUGGUGAGGAUACUUGGUUCUUCUCCUGCGAAAACCAUGACUGAAGCAUUCAAGCAGAUUGGUCGAAAUGCUAGGUUAAUAGGCCAAGGCGUGCCAGAAGAGUUUUUAGUUUCUGCAGCUGUUUCUGAGUUCAAAGGCCCCAAAAUUUUUGGAGUAGUUCGAUUGGCUCAAGUGAGUAUGGAACUGGCUAGGAUUGAAGCCAAUUUUAGUGGUUUGUCACCAGGGAAACAUGGUUGGUCAAUUAAUGAAUUUGGUGAUCUAACAAGAGGUGCUACAAGUACAGGGAAAGUGUUUAGUCCACCAAUUGGAGGAACUGCUGAAGAGCCGAUUGGCGACCUGGGAACUUUAGAUGUAGAUGAGAAUGGUAAGGUUUUUCACACUUGUGUCAAACAGCAACUCAUAGUUGGCGAUCUCAUCGGGCGGUCAGUAGCGGUAUACGAGACUGAAGAUAGAUCAGAUCCGGGUCUGGCAGCUGCAGUGAUUGCCCAAAGUGCUGGGGUUGGGGAAAACUACAAGAAGAUAUGUGCAUGUGAUGGCACCAUCUGGGAAGCCACUGACAAAGAUUUUGUCACUAGUAAGGUCUGAGGGUUUAUGGAAGUUAGUUAUAGGUACUUGUAGUUGCACUUUGUAUGUUACUAGCAUUUUUAUGUACACAGUUUCUUGUCGUCUUAAUGACUUAUAGGAACGAUAUGAGAAACAGAGUUGAUAAUCUUUCCAAUAAAAUUGAUGAGCACUAAGCUUCAAUUCCAA